AUGAUCGUCGAAUCCAUCAACAAAGGCUCAGAUCAUGGCAUUUGCGGAGCAAGCAGAGGCGGAAACCUUGCCAAAUGCCACGUUAUCUUGGCCACGCUCGAUACGUUAUCGCUUUUGCUACAUCGCGGCCGCGUCAAGGCUGAUGUCAUUAUGGUUGACGAUGUCUCGCAAAUGACUGUACCUCAGUUCAACCUCGCGGUGCAGUCCAACCCCACCAUGCGACAUAUGUUCAUAUUCGGCGACCCGUUGCAACAUGGCUCUCGACCCAAAUCACGGUCCAAUUCAUCAGAAUUCGGCGUAGCACUGAACAGGUCACCGUUCGAGGCUUUCUUCCUCCACUCCAAGCAGUGUUGCUACCUCAUGGUCAACUACCGCAACCCGCCCGCAAUCGUCAACACUAUGUUGCCGAAACUCAAGUACCCACGCCUCCUCUCUCUCGGCGACCAUCGUGAUGAUGACAUAAUAGCCAGCGUCGAGAAGUGCAAAGAUGACCGCUCUUUCCUGAACGGCAAGCUUGCCACACUGGACUUGCCUGACAAGCCAUUUGUUUGGGUCGAAGUGGACGGCGAGCUUUCCAAGGAAUACAGCGGUGCGAGCAGCUCUAUUAUGAGUCUCCCGUUUCGUGGAUCUGGUAGUGUCAAGGGUCAGCAGAAGUCCUAUACGGUGCCUCUCGAUUCGCCUUCUCGGACAGCCCGCCACAACCCAGAAGAUAUCGAUACCUGCCUCAACAUCGUUCGCUUCUUAGUAAAGAAAGCCAUGGUCCACCCGACGAAGAUUGUGGUGAUCAGCAAUUACGCCAGGGACGCAGACGUAAUGAACAGACAGCGCCGACGUGAGGAUGAGGCCGGCCAUGGCCGCCUCGUUGACACUUCCGCUUCUUUUGAUCUGCAUGCCGUCCGUAUCUGCACAGUCGACAGCUUUCGUAGUGAUGAGGCCGAUGUGGUCAUCUGGCACUUGGUCGGGGUGGAGCAAAACACGGUACCGUACGUCUCUGAGCCAACGCGAGUGAGUGUGGCCAUGAGCCGUGUCAAACAGCUUAUGUUUCUGGUUGGUCCGCAUCGCAAGCUGAAUCGCAUGCGCCAUGAUAAGUCGCCAGACACUAAGGAGGCUCGAAUCCGAGGCCAGGCGUUGUGGAGGGUGAUGGAUUUCUUCCAAGAGUGUAGUCACAUCGUGAGGCUGGAUGGUAGUGGUGGUUCAAGGCUCGAUGGCGUCCCUGUGACCCGUCUGCUGGAGACAUCGAGCAUCAAUAAGAGGAAGCAUGGGGAUGAGGCGGCGGCACCAAGCAAGAGGCGCGGCACCAAGCAAGAGGAAGCAUGUGGAUGA
Recurvomyces mirabilis is the source of this 1323-nucleotide messenger RNA. RefSeq lists its product as uncharacterized. Gene Ontology annotation, molecular function: 5'-3' DNA helicase activity. The coding region runs from base 1 to 1323 and encodes 440 amino acids. NCBI's taxonomy places the organism in Eukaryota, Fungi, Ascomycota, Dothideomycetes, Mycosphaerellales, Teratosphaeriaceae. The transcript is spliced from 2 exons. The record is from RefSeq and is a predicted model, not a curated record.